CGACCCAUUCAGGAAACUCCAUUAACCAACGCGCCUUGUCGCGUUCCUUGACUCGCUCAACAUCCUUCAACGACAUCCGUCCUUUGUAUCUCUCGUUUGAUUCCUGUGCACCACCAUCGCUACUAGCCUUGGUUUAUGUGCGAAUUUCAACCCAUCCUACUAGCCCAGCAUCUCCGUGCCAUCGGUUCUAAUCCAGUCUCGCCUCAGACUUGUCUCAGGUGGCCAGGUUCAGGUCCAGCGUUGACCAAGUUUUGAUUCUGGGCUCCAGAUCGCUGGAAUAUGCCCUGAUUCCACACGCGAGACCCUUUUUGCCAGCCUCUGCACCGGGAAACGCCCACUCUCGCCCCAAUCUUACAUUCCCGCAAGCAUGGCGUCCGAGCCCGUGUCUUUCCCCGCCGCGGGACAGCGAAAUCCCACGGAUGACGAGAUGUUCAGCAGCUUCAACCUCAGAGGAGGCGAUGGCUCACACAAUGUCGACGGCAACGGGCCACAAGCUCGAUCACGGAGGAGAAGGGACCCUACAGCAUCGGCAUCGCCCCAGCCAAAUGGCCAAAGCAGUUCCGAUUUCAAGCCUGGUGCCAUUGUUCGCGUCAAACUCAAGGACUUCGUCACCUACAACGAGGCCGAGUUUUUUCUUGGUCCGAGUUUGAACAUGGUCAUUGGACCCAAUGGCACCGGAAAGAGCUCGCUUGUCUGUGCUAUUUGCUUAGGAUUAGGCUUUCCUUCCAACGUAUUGGGCCGCGCCACCGCCUACGGAGAGUUUGUGAAGCACGGAAAGGACGAAGCCACGAUUGAGGUGGAACUCCAAGGGGAACCCGGAGAGAGCAACUACGUCGUCGGUCUUCUUAUCACCCGAGAGAAUAAUAGCCGCGAUUUCACCAUCAACCGUAGGAAAGCCACUCACAAGGAGGUGCACCAACUGAUGAGUUCGCUUCGCAUCCAAAUCGACAAUCUGUGUCAAUUCUUGCCCCAAGAAAAGGUGGCCGAGUUUGCUGGCCUCACUCCGGUCGAGUUGCUGGAGAAGACUCUGCAAGCCGCCGCACCGGAAGAAAUGAUUGCGUGGCAAAGCGAACUGAAAGACCACUACAAAGUCCAAGCAGAAGCCCAGCGCAGUGCCGACGAGAGCGGCGAGGAGAUCAAGAAACUGGAGCAGCGACAAGCAGCUCUGCAGACGGAUGUCGAGAGGCUUCGGGAAAAAGAACAGUACGAGGCCGCCAUUGCCAAACUCAAAAAGCUGAAGCUUGUUGUCGCCUAUAACGAGGCCCGUGAACAAUUUUACGUUGAAAAGAAGAAGAAAAAGGAUGCUGAACGCCGUUUGAUUCAACUCCAGCGAGACUCUGCUCCAUCCUUGGAGGCGGUUAAUAAAAAGCAGGAAUACGUGGGAGGGGUCAAAGCCGCUGUCGAAACCAGGACAGCCAAGCUAAGAGACGCCGAAAAAGAUGCUGAAAAUGCUGUCAGAGGUAUUGAGGCGGCCGAGAUCACAGUCAGGAACCUCGCUGGCCAGCUUGAAGCGGAACAAGGCGCGUUUGCUGCUAGAAGACAGGAACUUGGCAAGAUCCGUAAGAAGAUCACCGAGUUGGAAGCCAAGUACGAACAGAACCCUAGGGAAUUUGAUCCAGCCGAAUGGAACAGGCGAAUUCGAGAGCAAGAGCAUAAGAUCCGCGAUAAGGAACAGGAAAUCGCGGAACUGAAUGAACAGAUCACGACGUUGAGAACUCAAGGGAAAGAAAAAAAUAGGACAAUCCAAACGGCCCAGGAGAAAUUGGCGGCUCUCGAUUCUCACCAGGGCCAGUUACUCAGCAAGCUGCGACAGGCCAACAACGACGCUGCUCAGAUCUGGGAAUGGCUGCAGGAGAAUCAGAAUGUUUUUGAGAGCGAGGUAUUUGCCCCACCAAUGCUGAGCUGCUCCGUCAAGGAUCCUCGGUAUUCCAAUCUCGUGCAAGCUUUCUUGCAAGGGGACGAUUUCCUGUGCUUCACGACGCAAUCACCCGAGGACCUUAAAAAACUCAACCACCAAAUUGUCAACGUAAUGGGACUUUCCGGCACUAUUCGAUGCUGCACCGCCGACGCCAACUCAUUCAGGCGGCCUACGUCGCAGGCAGAACUCAACGCUCUCGGUCUUGACGGGUUCAUCAUUGACUUUAUUGAAGGUCCCGACCCGGUACUGGCCAUGUUUUGCGCCGAGAAGAACUUACACCGCACGGCGAUCGCACUUGCCGAUAUCUCGGAAGAACAAUACGACAAGAUCACAUUGGACGGUCGUAUCCGCUUUUUUGCUGCCGGAAGGCAAUCUUACCAUAUCACUCGCCGUGUAGAAUAUGGCUCUGGUGCCGUUUCAACUCGUGUUCAGCAGGUCCGUCCGGGCAAAUUCUGGACAGACAAGCCGGUGGAUGACUCUGUGAAGAGGGAACUGCAGUGUCAGCUAGCUGAAGCUGCCGGCGAACGCGAGGAACUGAAACAGCAAAAUACUAAGCUGUUAGGGGACAUGGAUGUGUUGCGGGAAGAGAUUACAACAAUCAACAAUAAACUCGAGCGAUUACGAGCCGAGAAAAACGAGCUACAAAGGGAACACAGCAUUUGGCAAGCUCUCCCUGACAAGAUCGAAUCCGAGAAGAGGUCAGAGCAGGACAAGAGACAGGAGCUCGUCGAAACUCAGCGCCAACUGGCCGAUCUCGAAAAGCAGCACGAUCGCGCCGUUCUCAAAAAAGCCGAAGCCGUUCUACAGCAUCAAGCGAAACUUUCGGACAUCCGAGAGGCGUACCAGGCCCUCCAGGAGGCAAAGGUGCUUCUUAUCGAAGCCCAGUCUGACUUUGAAGUGUUGAAGGAGAAGAACGUCGAGAGAAUCAAGAACCUAGAAGAUGAGAAAAAAGCCCUGGGGGAAAUCUCAAAGCAAAUUCUCCAGAUACGCCAGCGGGCCACCGAGGCAAAGGCGGCUGCCGAAGAUGCCCUCAGCGAGGAGGAGAGGAGUGGGGGGGAAUUUUCGGCUCUGGCGAAGACCACGACUCUAGAACAGGUUGAGAGUGAUCUUAGGGCGCAGGAGAACUUGGCGGAUGGCAUCGAGGCCAACAAUCCACAUGCGCUCAAAGAGUACCAGGACUGGGCGCAAAAAAUCGAGCGCGAGCAAGCAAACCAUGAUCGCCGCGCAGCCCAGCUAGCCGACGUAAACGCCAAAAUCGAAACCAUCAGGAGCCAGUGGGAGCCUAGGCUGGAUGAACUUGUCAGCAAGAUCAACGACGCGUUCUCGUACAACUUUGAACAGAUCAGCUGCGCGGGAGAAGUCGGUGUUCACAAGGACGAGGAUUUCGAGAAGUGGGCCAUCGAAAUCAAGGUCCGAUUCCGAGCGGGCGAAGCCCUCCAACGUCUCGACCAACAUCGUCAAUCCGGCGGCGAGCGCGCCGUCUCAACCAUCUUCUACCUAAUGUCCCUCCAAUCAAUGGCUCAAGCCCCCUUCCGCGUCGUCGACGAGAUCAACCAAGGCAUGGACCCCCGCAACGAGCGCAUGGUGCACGAACGCAUGGUCGAGAUUGCCUGCGGCGAGCGUACGUCGCAAUACUUCCUCAUCACGCCCAAGCUGCUGUCUGGGCUUAGAUACGACAAGCGCAUGAGGGUCCAUACGAUUAUCUCUGGCGAGCAUGUCGACCCCGAGGGAACUAUCAAGAUGAACUUUGGGAAGUUUGCGGAGAUUCAGAGGGGGUUGCUGAAUAGGACGAUUCCGUUUGCGAGCCAGAUGGCGAAGGAGGAGGCUGCUUCGCAGGCUUCUUCGAUGGUGGAGGCUUCGCAGGCUUAGAUGUAAAGCUCCGGAGGAGACAUGAAGGGCUUGGUUGUCAAAAGGAACUGAUAAUUUCGGGACUGGUUGGGUAGCUUUUUUGCUGUUGCCGUGUUGGAGUUGGAAGAGGCUUAUCUAGGUAGAUGGUUGUUUGUCUAUUUGGUAUCGUUUCGAGAUCUAUUCACCGUUCAUAUUCCCAUGUCUGACACUCGUGGUAAACGCAAGAUACUACUAGCCUUUCUGCUGAGGACAAUGAAAGUCAAUGUUGCUGCUGUAU
Neurospora tetraspora is the source of this 4043-nucleotide messenger RNA. RefSeq names its product P-loop containing nucleoside triphosphate hydrolase protein. Lineage: Eukaryota; Fungi; Ascomycota; Sordariomycetes; Sordariales; Sordariaceae. Gene Ontology annotation, cellular component: nucleus; Smc5-Smc6 complex. The coding region runs from base 368 to 3787 and encodes 1139 amino acids. Gene Ontology annotation, molecular function: ATP hydrolysis activity; single-stranded DNA binding; ATP binding. Gene Ontology annotation, biological process: double-strand break repair via homologous recombination. The transcript is spliced from 5 exons. The record is from RefSeq and is a predicted model, not a curated record.